This is a messenger RNA of Tuber aestivum (summer truffle), 2347 nucleotides long. The record is from the annotation of a GenBank genome assembly. Lineage: Eukaryota; Fungi; Ascomycota; Pezizomycetes; Pezizales; Tuberaceae.
ACCGCAACCACCAUCCUCUGCCUCACCCCCGAGCCUCUCACCUACAAUAGCUAUCCAUACUGCACUUUCUUAACACCGUUGCCUUUUGCUCGGCCGCUCCUGACCGGCUUUACAAAGGCUUACUGUCUCUCCUGCCCUCAUCCACCUGACAUGGCUGGCCAAAUGCAGAUCGAUAUGAGCAAUGCUCAGAUGGUACGGGACGAAAACGGCCGACCUUUCAUCAUUGUCAGAGAGUGAGCAAUCUUACUCUCCCCUCUUCUCACUCUGAUACAUCACCAGAUGAUUGAGUGUUGACCCGUUCAAUUGUACAGCCAGGGUAGCAAAAAGCGGCAACACGGCACCGAAGCUGUCAAGUCCCAUAUUUUGGCUGCUAAGACUGUAGCAAAUAUUGUCAAGUCCUCCCUAGUAUGCUCAAACGAAUGAGCCAAACAGGGUCGGCAAGUUUCUGAUACCUGUGUGGUUUAGGGACCCCGGGGACUCGAUAAAAUCUUAAUAUCUCCUGAUGGCGACAUUACGGUUACAAAUGAUGGCGCUACCAUUCUCGGACAGGUUACAUCUACCACCCCCUUCCCCUCCCCAAGUCUAAUGCCAAUAAUUCUAACACCCACUGCUUCCACAGAUGGAAAUCGAGAACCACGUAGCGAAACUCCUUGUCGAACUAUCCAAAUCCCAAGACGACGAAAUUGGUGACGGAACUACUGGUGUUGUUGUCCUUGCUGGAGCCCUCCUGGAGGCCGCUAGCGACCUUAUCGACAAAGGAAUUCAUCCCAUUCGGAUUGCAGAUGGUUUUGACUUGGCAUGUGAUGUUGCGGUGGCUCAUCUCGAUCGGAUCUCGGAUGUGGUACAAUUCUCGAAGGCCAAUCUCGAUAAUCUCACACGGGCUGCAAAAACAUCCUUGGGAAGCAAAAUGUUUGAUAGAAUUCUAGGUGUCCGGCAUUAUGCAUCUGGUACUAAUGGAUUUUACAUAGCGUUUCAAUAGCACACGACAAGUUCAGCAAGAUCGCCGUCGACGCCGUAAUUUCCGUUGCCGACCUAGACCGCAAGGACGUCGACUUUGAGCUAAUCAAGGUUGAUGGGAAGGUAGGCGGCGCUCUCGAAGACUCGAUGCUCGUCAAGGGUGUCAUUAUCGACAAGGACAUGUCCCAUCCGCAAAUGCCACGGAUUGUCGAGGACGCCAAAAUCGCCAUCUUAACUUGUGCAUUCGAGCCACCCAAGCCCAAAACUAAGCACAAACUUGACAUCACUACUGUUGAAGAGUUCAGGCGCCUCCAGGCUUACGAAAAGUCGAAAUUCGAGGAGAUGAUUAAGCAAAUCAAGGAUACCGGCGCCAAUCUAGCUAUCUGCCAGUGGGGUUUCGACGAUGAGGCUAACCACUUGCUACUUCAGAACAAAUUGCCUGCCGUUCGAUGGGUCGGUGGUCCAGAGUUGGAGCUGAUUGCCAUUGCCACCAAUGGAAGGAUUGUUCCCCGGUUCGAGGACCUGACGGCGGAGAAGUUGGGGAGGGCUGGUGUCGUUCGCGAGCUCUCCUUUGGAACUACGAGGGAUCGGAUGCUGGUUAUUGAGGAGUGUGCAAACACAAGAGCUGUAACUGUCUUCGUGAGAGGUAGUAACAAAAUGGUUAGUUCAAACCUAACCCGGUCGUUCCUCCUGGCGCCUGAUUAGCUAACUACUAGCAACAGAUUAUCGACGAGGCUAAACGUGCACUACAUGAUGCUCUGUGUGUUGUGAGGAAUCUCGUCAAAGACAACAGAGUUGUCUAUGGUGGUGGUGCUGCAGAAAUCUCUUGCUCUCUGGCAGUUUCUGAGGAGGCAGACAAGGUAUGUCCAACCCUGCUCCGUACACCCCCACCUCGAAACUAUAAUAACCCAGUCCUAUAGACCCCUGGACUAGAGCAAUAUGCCAUACGUGCCUUCGCAAACGCACUAGACGCCAUCCCUAUGGCCCUCGCCCAAAACUCCGGUCUUUCGCCCAUAGAAACUCUUGCAUCCAUCAAGUCCCGACAAGUCCGCGAGAACAACUCAAGGCUGGGGGUGGACUGUAUGAUGACCGGAAACAACGACAUGCGAGACCUCUUCGUCAUCGACCCGUUGAUUGGAAAGCGCCAGCAACUCCUCCUUGCAACUCAACUUUGCAGAAUGGUGCUGAAGGUGAACAACGUUAUCAUUGCGGGGAGCAGCGACAACGAAUUUUAGAGACCCCUAAAUCAGGUGUGCUCGGAGGGGGGGGGGGUGGAUCAAAAGCAAAAAAAUUUCGUAGUUGCUACCAGACAUGUCAAUAGAUAGAGGUGUAUGGAAUCAGCGAAUGCCUGCUCGCCCCCGGGCGCGGGUUUGAGAUCAAGGGUUACUCG